CGCGCCCACCGUUUCUCAUGCGUGCGUGUGUGUGUGUGCGUGCGUGCGUGUUGGUGUGUCGUAUGAAUUGUGGCGACCAGCGAAAAUAAAUAAAUAUAAAUAAAUGCACAUUGCGACCGACGGUGAGCCGUGCGUGCAGCCAGAUGGUGCAGUUGGAUGACCCCAGAGAGCAGAUUGACCCAGCGCACAACGCCAGCCGACAGGCAGCCACAACAGCAACAGCAGCAGCAGCUGCAAUAGCAAUAGCAAUAGCAACAGCAACAGCAACAGCAACUACAAAAACAAGAGCAACGGCGAUCGCUGCUGGAACACACACACACGCGCACACACAGGUAAUCCGAACGAAGAGAGCGGCACGCACAUAGCAUAUAAAUAAUAACGGUAACGCAGCCAGCAGACAGGAAGUAGCGAAUAAUUGAAUAUUCCAGCGACGUAGACAGCAGCGGUCACGAGGAUAGUUACUGCUGCUUAGCUGCUGGUGGCGGAUCGCCGGUUUGGAACAAUGGCCACGGGCAGCGCCGGCGGCGGCGGCGGACUGGGAGUAGGCUCCACGGACCACCACAAGCGCAACACCUUCACCAGCUAUGUGGCACCGCUGCCCGGCGAUAUGCGCGCCACAGCGGACACCAAUGAAUGGUGCCUGCCCAGCGAUCUGCGGGACGUGCAUCUGGCCAAACCGCGUCUGCUGCAGGGCGAGCAAAUUGUGGCCUCCGCCCCGGCCUACAUGUACUCCUCCAUCGAUCCUAUGGAUAGUGGAAGCGGGGGCGGUGGCGGGGGCAGUGGCGGAAGCGGAAGCGGGAGCUCCUAUUCAUCUUCAGCAACCGCUGUUGUGGAUGGCAAUUCGCACAAGGAGGCCACCUUUGGACUACUGAGCGUGACCAAUUUCAAGCUGGCCUUUGUGCCGCUGCACGCGAAACGUAAUCCCGCCGCCGCACCACUUGUGGAUCUCUACCAGGAGAACGCGUACCUGGGCCGCAACGAGAUCACGCUGAACAACAUCGAUCAUAUCUAUACCAUUGCGGAGCUGGGACGGGCGGCCAGUGCGCUGCAGGCGGCGCGCGGCAUGGCCAAUCAGCAUGGCAGUCGGCGCAAGAAGCUGGAGCCCUUCAAGCAGCACAACAUUAGCGGAAGGAUCGCCGCCCUGCACAUUGUGUGCAAGAACUUUCGCCUGCUGAAGUUCGCCUUCCAGCAGCAGGACUCCAAGUUGUUCGGGGCAAGUGAUCAGGGCAAGCUGAUAGCCUCGGCCCUGGUCCGUUUUGCCUAUCCCAUGCGUCACGACCUGAGCUUCGCCUAUGCCCACCGGGAGCCGUACUAUUCGACACUGGGCGCCUCCGGCACCAGCAUGUAUGCGACGAAGAACGACUGGGCCAGGGAGCUGAUCCGUUGCGGCGCCACCGAGUGGCAGGUGGUGAGCAGCGCCAGCGUUCAAUUGCUACAGAAUCCGCUCCAGGCGAGCAAGUACUCGGUGCCGCCGCAUUUCGUCAUACCGAAGAGCUGCAGUGUGGAUCGCUUUCUCGACUUGUCGCGCGCCUUCUGCGAUUCACGCGCCGCCUUCUGGACGUACAGCUAUGGCGGCAGUGCGGCCCUGGUCAGAUUGGCCGAACUGCAGCCGGCGGCGCAGCAGGACACUAAGUCGGAGAACGUGAUGCUGGAGCUGGUGCGCAAGUGCGAUGUGGGGCGACAGCUCAUUCUGCUGCAGCUAACGGACCGACUGCCGAGCAUCCAGGAUGUGCUGCGGGCGUACCACAAGCUGCGGCGCCUCUGCACACCGGAAACGCCCGAGAAGUUCAUGCUGCAGGAUGACAAGUACCUGGGAUUACUCGAAAAGACCAACUGGCUGUUCUAUGUGUCGCUGUGCCUGCGCUACGCCAGUGAGGCGGCCGCCACGCUGCGCAGCGGCGUCACCUGUGUCCUCCAGGAGUCCAAUGGUCGCGAUUUGUGCUGUGUGAUCAGCAGUCUGGCACAAUUGCUCCUCGAUCCGCACUUUCGCACCAUCGAUGGCUUUCAGUCGCUGGUGCAGAAGGAGUGGGUGGCCCUGGAGCAUCCGUUUCAGCGGCGAUUGGGCCAUGUGUAUCCCGCCCAGCCAGCCGGCGGCAGUGCCGAGCUCCUGGAGAGCGAACAGAGCCCCGUGUUUCUGCUCUUCCUCGACUGCGUGUGGCAGCUGCUGCAGCAGUUCCCCGACGAGUUUGAGUUCACGCAGACGUAUCUCACCUCGCUGUGGGACGCCUGCUUCAUGCCCAUCUUCGACACCUUCCAGUUCGACACGCAGGCGCAGCGCCUGAAGGCGGUGCGCGACUCGCAGCUGGUGCUCCGUCCCGUCUGGGAUUGGGGUGAGCAGUUCUCGGACAAGGACAAGAUGUUCUUCAGCAAUCCGCUCUACCAGCGCCAGAGGAGUGAUCUUGCUGCCAAUUCCUCGGCCGCGUUGGCUCAUCGUCGAUCUCUGGCUGUUGGUGGUGGUGCUGCUGGUGGUGCUGCUGGUGGUGGUAAGGGAAGCCAUGGUGGUGCCACACCCUCCAGGAACACCAUCAAUCCGCAGCUAUUCGCGACGGCUUCGUCGGUGCCGCAGGAUCGUUUCCUGCAGCCGGCACACCGGAUCUUCGACCUGCAAGUGUGGGAUCAGUGCUACUAUCGUUGGCUGCCCGUCCUGGACAUUCGCGGCGGUGGCCAGUCGCAGGUGGAUCUGUUCCAUCGCCUGCUGCUGAGCAACAUUGCCAAGGUGCAGCGGUGCCUGGAGUUCCAGAACUACGAUGAUCUGCCGGAUGCCUUCUACGAGGCCACCGGAGAGUCGAGGUCAGCCAUUCAGCAAGCGAACAGGGAGGAUGAGGCUGAGUUUGUGGAUGGCGUUGAGCGGCGCCGGAAGGCUAAGGCGGCGACGCCCACAAACGGUCUAAACUCGGUCAGCGGGAACUUGCAGCUAUCGACGCUAUCGUCCUUCUUUCCCUUCGGCAAUCCCAUUGCCGGGGAUGCACCGCAUCAACUGUACGACGUCCUGAGCAGCAGCAGCGAGCUCCUGAUGGAGACCUCCUCCUUCCUGGACAAGUCCUCCAUUGUCUGAUCCACACACAACCACAACUCGUUCCACUUUUUUUCCUUUCAACGCGCUGAACUUUCGAAGUAUUACAAACAACAAAAAAAAAAAAAAAAAACAAAACAAAAAAGAAAAGAAAACAUUUAAAAGAAAAAAUCCUUUCACACAUACAUGGCAUAUCGCUAUUUAACACUUUUGAUUAUUGUUAACUAAUAAGCAAGUUAUGGUAUAAGUUUUUUUUAUUUCGUUUUACUACCACUAAACUGCAACGCUGCAUAAGAAAAAAGUGUAACAUUGACUAAAUACUAAAUACUAAAAUAAUAACAACAAAUCGUAACGACAACCAAUCGACGAGAAACGAAAUCUACAAAAAAAAAAACGAAGCGUAAAAUAAAACACCAACUAAAUCAAUAUGUAUUAUAUUGUAUGUAACUAAAUAUAUGAAAAUAUAUCAAUAUGUAUAUUUAAAUAAAUCAAAAUUGUAAAAUCAAA
Molecule: messenger RNA, 3520 nt
Organism: Drosophila elegans
Lineage: Eukaryota; Metazoa; Arthropoda; Insecta; Diptera; Drosophilidae
Product: myotubularin-related protein 10-B
Exons: 2
Coding region: 503-3055 (850 amino acids)
Source: RefSeq, a predicted model, not a curated record